CAGUAAGUGUAUUUUGCUUGUUUUCAUAUUUAGUGAUUACAAGUCCAAUGGACACAUCAAUAUCGGCUGCCGGAGCACGAAAGAAGAUGGGUUUCAACAUGAGGUCGAGCUCUUUAGAAAUAGAGGAAACAAAAAAGAGAAACUCGAGUCUCUCUCCACUUCAUUCUCCUAAGUCUAAAGGGAAAGAAGCAGAAAUAUAUGUGGUAUUGUAUAACUUCAAAGGAAAGGAAAAAGAUGAUAUGGAUUUGAGAGCUGGUUGGAGAUUAACAGUAUCAAACAGCUCAGACCCAGAUUGGUGGAAAGGUAAGUGUAAUGGCAAGGUAGGCUACUUUCCAUCGACGUAUGUACAGAGACUUCAUCCGGGUCAGCGCGUCUUUCAAGUUCAGCAGACAAUGAACCUCACAGAAAAAGAACUUGGCUUUGGCAUGCGACUACAUAAAGACCAGAUUGUGUUCCAAGUGGGAGAAGAAACUAGUGAAAUGAUUCACGUACAAGCACCAAACAAAAAACAAGCCAUGUGUCCUGUGAAAUUCUUGAAGGAAGUUUGAAAAUAGUAAGCAUGUGACCAGUAUCUGGCUGCUGGCAUAAUGCAUCACAUGUUGUUCUUUUCAUGGACAUUCGUUUGUCCUACAUUUUCUUCAAAACUUUAUACAUUUUAUGGCCAGAAUUUCCUCCCCAGCAUUCAGGAGUUAUUGUAUGGAAUGAUGUAGGUUUUUUAAUGUUUAAAUACUCAAAUCACCAUGACAAUCAGUUCCAAAACCAUUCAUGAUUGUGUGGUUAUAUUUUAUAUUCAAAUACAAUGAAUGAAUGAAUGAAUGAAUGAAUGAAUGAAUGAAUAAGUGAAUGGACAAAUGGGUAAAUAAAUGAAUGAAUGACAGAAUGGAAAACAACCUGAUGAAAGUAUUUCACAUUAAAGAUUUUAGUUCUUUACAGAGGUCCAGUUUACAGUCACAAACAAAUAAAACCUUGACCUUUAAAGGCAAGAUUCCCAAGUAAUUUAUCUAUUACAUGGCUUGACAAACUAUUGCCUGAAAAUACAGUGAAACCAUUCUAAACUGGACACCCAAAGGAUCCAAUAAAAAGUCUGAUUGAAAGAGGUAUCUGGUUUAGAAAUGUUUUGUUCUGUAUUGAUAUUUUAAAAGGAACUUUAAAAUUUUCAGUUUUGAAGGAACUGCAGUUUACAGUGUAUGGUUACCUUUUCUUUGUCAGUUUUUAGCAAAUAAUCCGGUUGGUCACUGUUUGUUUGUUUGU
Molecule: messenger RNA, 1251 nt
Organism: Gigantopelta aegis
Lineage: Eukaryota; Metazoa; Mollusca; Gastropoda; Neomphalida; Peltospiridae
Product: SH3 and cysteine-rich domain-containing protein 3-like
Exons: 5
Coding region: 48-548 (166 amino acids)
Biological process (GO): skeletal muscle contraction; positive regulation of voltage-gated calcium channel activity; positive regulation of protein localization to plasma membrane
Cellular component (GO): extrinsic component of cytoplasmic side of plasma membrane
Molecular function (GO): protein binding
Source: RefSeq, a predicted model, not a curated record